AGGAGUCACAGGCGUAGGUGUCAUUAGGUUCUCCACUCACCAGGUAACCUGAACCAGGAAUCACAAGCAGAAAAGACAAAACAACAUACAUACAAAGAUUUUUCAUACGCAACAAUAUGCCUUCACUCAACAACGUGCAAACUCUGCGCUGUUUGCAGUGCAUGAAGGAGAUCCAGUGCUCUCCCGUUGACCCUGGCCAGAUGGUGCUCCACAUUCAGCGGGAUCAUCCCGAGGUCUUUGCAGUGGCCAAGGAGAAGAUCAAGAACUUGCACACUCUGAUAGGGAAAAAUUGCGACGGAACAGAUCUCUCUGAGACACAGAUGGCCACGGCGGCAGUCAGCAAUUAUUUAGCCAACAAGAAAAAAAACUGCGGAAGUGCUAACGCCUAUGUGGACAACAACCAUGGCUCCGGGUCCAAGUCCUGUUCCUGUUUCGAAGAAAAGGAGAAGGUGACCCGCAAGCAGAGCUUCAAGGCAUCCAUUACGCACUGGGCGCCGGCGGAGGGCAACAUCUUCUGUCCCAGCUGCGGCUUCAGCCAACGGCCGCUGAUCAAGACCGCCUCGGAGAUGACGGCCACUGGAGCUCUGGCCACCUGCAUCUUCGCCUGCUGGCCCCUGUGCUGCCUGGCGUUCCUAGAGACUCGCGAUUACCUGUACUGCUCCAACUGUCGCGCUUUCCUGGGCAUCUACGACAGGGAGAAGAAAUGCGUGAAGCCCAGCAGGGAGUUCGUGGCCACCAAACCGGGAAGUUGCACGAAUAUUAAGCCGAGCAAUAGUGUUUAAUUUUUUUUUAUAUUUAAUAUAAUCAAAUUGUUCGUGUCAACAAGUAAGUGUAAUGCAAGGGGGGAGAGCUUUCCGCGCAGAGCUUUGCCCUAGUCAAUACAGAAACCACUUGACUUGC
Drosophila kikkawai is the source of this 900-nucleotide messenger RNA. RefSeq lists its product as uncharacterized. Lineage: Eukaryota; Metazoa; Arthropoda; Insecta; Diptera; Drosophilidae. The record is from RefSeq and is a predicted model, not a curated record.